Messenger RNA from Cydia pomonella (codling moth), 768 nucleotides. RefSeq lists its product as uncharacterized. The transcript is spliced from 2 exons. The coding region runs from base 249 to 572 and encodes 107 amino acids. Lineage: Eukaryota; Metazoa; Arthropoda; Insecta; Lepidoptera; Tortricidae. The record is from RefSeq and is a predicted model, not a curated record.
CCUCGAGUAUGUACUGAAAAGGACUUGGAGACUAUUAGGCAUGUCAAACCUUUGUAAUAUGUUUUAACAAAAGAAGUACUGCCUAAGUAAGCAAUAUCUGACAGUACUAUGGUUUACUAAAGUUUUACUGAAAAACAACGGUGCAUUACCCACCUGCUCCACAGUAAACACUGUACCUAGCUUGAGCAAACACUGCCGUUACAAACAAUAUCCCUUAUCAGUAGUUGACGGAAAGCACUAUUGUUCACAUGGGACUCUACCCUUACUGUUUAGUAGUCCUCACAUGGACGAUGGCCUGUGCUAGAGUGCCGUUAUAUUUGAAAGAUUUAAAUGUUAACCCAGGGUAUAAAUCAGUAUGGAAACCGGACAUCGGCCAAAAGAAUCCGACAGGCAUAGAAUUCGGAGAGAUUUCCCGCGGCUCGCUGCUGAAAAUAAUGGCGGAAUUCGCGCAGAACGUGGAGCAGCGGCUGCGCCCACGCCAGCAAAGCGCGCGCUUCGACGCGCACUUCGCCAACAAUAAGUACACCCGCCCCUACAUAUACCCGAGGUUCGGCAGGAAUAACAUAAACUAGUAAUUCAUCUCAAGUUAAACUAGUUUUUUGACCCCAUCCCGUACAUACUUAACAACUAGACCGAUCAUCCUUAUGUCCUAACAAAUAUUUUUGCCAGAGCUUUCAGACUUUCCAGUUAACUUUUACUGUAGGUAGUACAAAAGAUAAACAUUUGGCCUUAGAAUCGAUAUAAUUAAAUCGUGAAUUAUUUUACGCA